AUGCCCGCGGCCGCCCGGCCCGGCCGGCGAGCUAAUCAGCCACCCCCAGGGCUCGGGGCUCGCCGGCCCCCGGGACGCAGCCCUCGGCUGCCGGGCGCCCGCUCUGCCCGCACGCCCCCGCCGUGCACCCGGGAAGGAGUUUGCUUGGCUGUCGCUCCGGCUGUCCGCGGAGGCUGCGGGCGCGAGGGGGGACCCUCGGCUGGGAGAGAACCUCGGGAGGACGAGGAAGAGGACGCUUUGGCGGAGAAGCCACCCCUGGCCCUCGCGGCUCCCCCUACCUAUUCCAUCGCUCCCGCUCCGAGGCGGAAAGGGGAGGACGUGGAAGAAGAAAAAGAAAGAGAAGGGGGCGGCGGCGGCAGCAGCAGCGAGAGGAGGAGAAGCAGCCCUGGCUGUGACUGCCGCAUGUUAAUAGCUGCCGCUGGGUCCCUCGGCUGCUGCUGGAGACAGAGCCUGACUCCGAAGUUGUGCAACUGUGGACUGGGAGAGACCCGCCUGUGGUUGGGGGUGUCUGCACAGGGGCCGGCCGGUUUUUUGCCCCGGGCUCAAUGGCUGGAUUGUGGAAACUGCGCUCAGGUUGUUGAGCAACUGAUGGGACGAUCUCAGGGACCGGCGGUUACGAAAGUGCCAUCCCCUGGUGGGGGCAGAAAGCGGACCAGAGGGCGCCUUUUCUCCGCCGGGCUGGAACUGGUGCCGCUGGAGGCGGGAGCGGGCUGGAGGACGGACAGGGUCUGGACCUUCCCUGGUGGCUGCUUUUGCCUAGGUCGCGCCCCUGAGUCGCGGAGUCUUGCUGCCUCCCCGCGCCCCGCCUGUUGUGUCCCCUUCACGGCACUUUGGUCUAGACCUCCGUGCCCAGGCUUUGUGAAGUGGCUUUGGCUGGAGAAAGCUGCCACUUUCGUGGGUGGCCCGGGCUUCGUUGUGCUGGUAGUGGGCACUGGGCGAGGGGCGGCGGUGUUGCACGAAUCCAGGCGGCCGCGGCGACGGGGCGGGGUGGGCAGGGCAUUGGUGGUCGAGGUUGGCGGGUUACAGGUAGGAGAAGAGGCACCUCGGUGCUUCUCUCGGGAGAAGGGAAGGCUCCAGGCUGCAGCGGAGCCUCAGAGCUGCGGAGACCCAGCCUCAGGUCCCACGUCGGAGCUCAGAAGCUUAGCGUGCCAGGCCCCCAGCAGUAUAGGGGUGUGUGUGUGUGUGUGUGUAGGUGUGGGGGCGACCUCCUCUACCGGGGUUACUUGGCGGCGGAGUCGGCGUGUGAGUGUGUGCGCAUAUUUGCGCCCCAGGUUCGGCAGGGAGAUAUUUGCGGGGAUGCCUGAGCUGAUGCUACUGGAGCUGAGCUUGCUUAUUGAAAUCGCCUGGGAUCCGCUUAACUGGAAAAUCUGGUAUGAGGAGGCCACGGGGACUCCCGCAGGGUGGCGAGAAAGCCUCAUCAGGACCCCUUCCCCCGGAGAGGCGCAGCUCGGCGAGAUGCGUGCCACGCGUGAGAGUCGCUGGUGCAGCGCUUGAUGCACCUCAGCUUGGCCCUGAUGAGGACCUCAUAGAGUAGUCAUCUCUCCAGCAGAUCGAAGUAAUCGAGUCCAGCUAGCGUAACUCCUCCCUGGAAUUCUCUGGCCACUUUCCUUCCUCUGAUAGAAACAUGCGCUGCUUUUAUUUAUGGCCAGAGAUAUCAUAGCAGUUGGGGGAACUCGAGCCUUGCGAGCCACCUCCAGGGUGUCUCCUCCCUGUGUCUGCCUGUGAUCCCUGCCUGCGGUAGUUAGAGCACAUUGUAAACAACGGUGUAAGCACUCCUGCCACAGUCUCCUUUAGAGCCGAACCUGCUGUCGUCUGUUGUGUUUACUUUCCUGGCUGUAUUACUCAUUAGGAAGUAUAAAGCUUCUUGCACCUCUGAUUUUACAUCCUUCCAGCCAGCUGCUGGGGAAAUGAGGAGACGCAUAGACUCUGGCAGGAAGGAAAAAUUGCCUUCUGUGUUUUGCUCUGAAGUAAAUAGGCGGUCUGCUAAUUUUAGUGUCGUAUGGGCUAUCAUCACUAGUUGAAGAAUGUCAUCGUAGAAUCUGCAAAGAAACACUUCUUUAGCAUUUUUGCAUUUGGAGACUCUCCUAUAUUUCCCUAUGAGAAUAAACAGAGUUAAGUAAGAUUUCUCUAGUAUAUUUUUCCAUAUGUAAUGGUCCAAAAUGAUCUGGACUUCUGGCGCCCAAUUUUUCUGUAUGUGGAUUACAAAUAGGAUAGAAUUCUCUGCUCUUUUAUACAUCACCAAAAUAGGAUACCAGAUAAUUUGUAUGGGAGUUAAGAGGAUAUUCGUGUGUUGAAUUCUCUCUCAGCUUUGUUUCACUCAAUCUUACUUACUUAUUUAUUUGUAACCAAAGCCAGGGUAAAGCAUGUACAAAUAUAAACACAGUUUAUAAACUGUUACUUUUGCAGGUGAAACUGUUUUUUCAUUUCAGUAAUUAAAAUGUAUUAAAUUCCUUAGGUCUAGGUUAGCUCUGACUGUCUUGGUGUUUGUUGCAAAUGCUUGUUUAAAUUCUAUUCUGUUUUAAAAAGUAUAGUACUGUUAAUGUAACAGCGUACUUUGUUUUUAGAUACAAUUAUGUCUGGAUGUCUUCAUUAUUUUUUGAAGACCUUGACCUCUUGAAAAAGCAUAGAUUGCAAAAGACAAAUGCCAAAUCAUUGAUGCUUGACUUUGAUUAAGUUAUUUUUUUUUAUGAGAGAUAUUGCUAAUGGCCAUUACCUUAAUAGAAAACUUAGAAAAUUUUGGUUUAAUUCAUGAGAAUCUAGCUUCAUGUAUUUGUUUCAUUUCUAGAAGAUACGUGUUCAAGUUUUUAAACCUGCAAAUAUUCCUGAGGAUUAAAGAAUACUUGUCCUCCCAUUUUAGAAGAUCUAAUCACAGUGAUUCCCAGUCCUUACAAGAUUUGAUCAGAUCUGUUCUUUGUUUCCUAGCAGCAUGUGUUUCCUAGCAGUCAUACAUUCCACAGGUCCUGAUGUCAUUAGAACUGUGCCUGUCAGUGUAUUGUACUGUCUUUAGCUGAAGGUGAAUGUGUCAGAGUAUUUGAAUGCCAUUCCAUAGCUCUUCUUUAUCACUAAGUAUUCAGUAACCUGAUCCAUUUGUGUAUAUGGUUGACUAGAUUAUUUCUACAAAAUAAAGGUAGGAGGAAUGAUUAAUACAAAGUUUUCUCUGAACUAUUUAAUUCUUUUAGAUAGAGAUGUUAGGCUGCAUCAGGAGUCCCUGGCCUGAAGAGUGAUAAGCCAGCAUGUGAUUUGCCUGAUGGGUAAAUGCUUUUGAUGUCUCAUUUUAGGUUGCUUAGUGUGAUUAUCCUUCAGACUGAGAGUGCUCCUCAAAAAUAUGAAUGGAAAGGCUUUCAAAAAUGAUAUUCUUAAUCAUGAUCUUCUUACAUUUUACAGAUCUAAAUACUCUUUUCCACAGGGGAUGAUAGCAAGUAUGGCAGUACUGGCUGCGGCUACUGUGCCUGGCAUUGUUUCUACUCAUUAGGAAAGGCAGGUUUUUUAUGGAUUUGAUUUACCAUCGAUUCCUUUGUGAGCUAUAUAUAGCCAAGGAAAUCAUAAAUAGUAGAUAAGAAAAGACUAUAAAAUCAUGAGGAUUGAAGUUAAUCAGAUAAAAUGAUGCAAAACUGAAUUGUUUUUCAGAUUUGAUUUGGACCACUUUAAGUGUUGGUUGAAACUCUCUUUGAAAAGGGCUGCCAAGUAGAAGUGACAGUUACUGUUAGGAGUGGGGAGUUUUGGCCCAGAAAUCAGCAAGGAAAACUGAUUGCGAUUUUCAUAUUUAGGAUCAAACAGUGAUUUUAAGAAAUGCUGUGCAGCCUUAAUUUAGCAUGGUGUGAAUGGCUAGAGCAGUUGGAAUUAAGAAAGGAUGAUCUGUCCUUAAGUUUGCAAAUGGCUAUUUUGCCUUCUCUUUCCUAGAUUUGCAUUAUAUUCAAAAUAUGCAUUUGCUCACUUUGGGAGGAGCCCUAAAGAAUAUGGCUGUAUUGUAAUUUAUCAUUUGUUUGCCCACAAGGACAUUUUUAUACUUAGAUGAUUACUGCAUUUAUGCCUUCUCAUUUCAUGCAAAUGCAUUUCUUUGCAGAAUAACCAAUUUUAUAAUAAAA
This is a messenger RNA of Sapajus apella (tufted capuchin), 4085 nucleotides long. RefSeq lists its product as uncharacterized. NCBI's taxonomy places the organism in Eukaryota, Metazoa, Chordata, Mammalia, Primates, Cebidae. The coding region runs from base 1 to 1494 and encodes 497 amino acids. The transcript is spliced from 6 exons. The record is from RefSeq and is a predicted model, not a curated record.